Beta vulgaris subsp. vulgaris (sugar beet) is the source of this 630-nucleotide messenger RNA. RefSeq lists its product as uncharacterized. The transcript has a single exon. The record is from RefSeq and is a predicted model, not a curated record. Bases 1 to 630 code for a protein of 209 amino acids. Lineage: Eukaryota; Viridiplantae; Streptophyta; Magnoliopsida; Caryophyllales; Amaranthaceae.
AUGGAAUUUUAUACUAAAACACAUCAAGAGGAAAAAUUAAUCCUAGACCGGUUGAGAAAAUGGUCUAGGAUUGAAGGGAGCAUCUUACAACAGAAAGUCAGCAUCAACUGGAUUACUUUGGGGGACUCCAAUUCAAAAUUCUUCUUUACUGCAGUGAAGGUGAGAAAUACAAGGAAUAAGAUAACAAUGAUUCAUAGUACCCAAGGUGACCUCUUGACUGAAACUACAGCUAUUCAAAAUGAAAUUACAAGUUUUUACAGAAAGCUUCUUGGGUCAAGCACAUAUCAGCUGGAGGUUAUUGAUCUAAGGGUUGUGAGAGAGGGUCCUAGGUUGAAGUAUGAAUUCUGCUGCCUACUAAUGCAAGUUGUGACCACCACAGUUGACCUAGCUCUUGCUUCCAUUAAUGACUCAAAAGCUCCUGAAUUGGAUGUCUUCAAUGCAGUUUUCUUCAAGAAAACUUGGCAUAUCAUUAAACAUGACAUUUAUGUUGUUGUUCUAGAGUUCUUUGACAAGGUGUAUAUUCAUAAAGCAGUCAAUUGUACUACUAUUACACUGAUUCUUAAAAUGGAAAAUGCCUUGUAUGCAAAAGAUUACAGACCUAUUGCAGCUGCUCUAUUAUGUAUCAGCUGA